Molecule: messenger RNA, 1946 nt
Organism: Striga asiatica
Lineage: Eukaryota; Viridiplantae; Streptophyta; Magnoliopsida; Lamiales; Orobanchaceae
Source: the annotation of a GenBank genome assembly
UGGAUAGUGUGCAAUAAUUCUUAUCACCAAAAUUUGUAUUGUUCAUGAUCUAAACACCACUAUUGCAAUAAGUAGCUUCCAAUAUUUUCCUCCCAACCCAAUUCCAGGAAACCCUGGAAAGAUGUCCAAUUCCAAUUGGGUUUCCAACAUUUUCGUCAUUAUUAUCUGCCUUUCCAACUUCCAUCUGAUCAGUUGCAGCUCAGGACUGUCUUCGGACCCACAUAACCAACAGCAGCUAGACAGAAUUUCAAAGCUUCCUGGGCAAAAUUUUAAUGUGAGCUUUUCGCACUAUGCUGGUUACGUGAAUGUAAGUAAAGAAUCUGGGAGAUCACUAUUUUAUUGGUUCUUCGAGGCUGAUGAGGACCCUUCUUCCAAGCCUAUUGUUCUUUGGCUCAAUGGAGGGCCAGGAUGUUCAUCUGUUGCAUUUGGACUUGCUGAGGAAAUUGGGCCAUUUCAUAUUGAGAAAGAUGGGAAGACUCUUUACUUGAAUCCAUAUUCUUGGAAUAAAGCUGCGAAUUUAUUGUUUCUGGACUCUCCCGUUGGAGUUGGAUUUUCAUAUUCAAACACUUCCUCGGAUAUACUGAAUAACGGCGACAAGAGGACUGCCGCAGACAACUUAGCAUUUUUGCUAAAAUGGUUCGAACGGUUUCCACAGUACAAAGGAAGCGAAUUCUACAUAAGUGGAGAAAGCUAUGCUGGUCACUAUGUUCCUCAACUAAGCCAUGCUAUUGUCAGACACAACAACAAAAGUGGAAAUGAAAUUAUCAAUCUUAAAGGUUUCAUGGUUGGAAAUGCUUUGACCGAUGAUUUUCAUGAUCACUUAGGACUCUACCAAUUCAUGUGGUCGGUUGGUAUGAUUUCUGAUCAGACCUUCAAGAAGUUAAACAUCUUAUGCGAUUUUGGGUCAUUCAUACAUGUCCCAGAAGAGUGUGAGAAAGUUACGGAAAUUGCUGAUGAAGAAAUUGGAGAUAUUGAUAUGUAUAGCAUCUUCACUCCUACCUGCACAACUAAUGUCAGUAGUUUGAAUUAUCCUUGGAGAAAAAAGAGUAAGGUUGGUCUUCUCAGGAGGGCGUAUGAUCCUUGCACUGAACAGCAUUCAAAAGUGUACUUCAAUCUUCCUGAGGUUCAAGAAGCGCUGCAUGCUCGUAGCAAGAAUUCUCCAUUAAAAUGGGAGACUUGCAGAGACUGUCUACAUUCUCUUUACAGUGACGUGGUGUAUGAUAAUUGGAAGGAUUGCCCUAGGUCGGUUUUGGAUGUCUAUCGUGAGCUCUUACAUAUGGGACUUCGUAUAUGGAUCUUCAGUGGUGACAACGAUGCAGUAAUUCCAGUGACAUCAACUCGGUACAGUAUAGACGCUCUUAAACUUUCCACUGUUAGUCCUUGGCGGCCUUGGUAUGAUGAUGGCCAGGUUGGGGGAUGGACCCAAGAAUACGAAGGGUUGACUUUUGUAACUGUAAGAGGGGCAGGCCAUGAAGUUCCACUUCAUAAACCCAAGCAAGCUUUGACUUUAAUCAAGUCGUAUUUAAUGGGACAAUCCAUGCCGAAACUUGAACUAGUGAGUGAUCUCUAAUAUUCCUGGUGUUUUGGGGCUGAAUUGAAGCUUUGCUUUUUUCAAGCCAAAAUAAUGCUUCUUGGGUGGAGUUAUGUAAGAUGUUUGCUGAUUUUACUCUCGGCAUUCACAUUAUUUGUCAAGAACUUUUCAAGUCCUACAAUGACUACGUAUAAAAUAAAAGUCAAGGAUGGUUAUGAAUAAAAUUUGAUUAUAUUUACAAAUUGCACCCCCAACUAUGAGAUUGAGGGGUAAGUUUCUGGGAUCACAUCAGAUCGUGUUGUUUUCUUGGUGGGGUCUGGCAAAGGUGUAACUACCUUUUUGUUAAUUAAAAAGGAAAUUGUGAAAAUCUUCUAUAAGAUUCGUAUUUUGCUUUACAUUAAAGUUUAGAAAACAG